AUGUCUCUCAUCAAGCUCUUUUGGUCAGACUUCAAUCCUGCUCUGCUGCUCCUGGUGCUGGCCUGUGCUCCGGGCAGCCAGUCAGUACCUGUGAUGAGUAAAGGACUGGUGACAGACUCCUGUGUUUUAUACGCACAUACGCUGCUACAGAACAUCACUGAUGUGCUCACACAGAACAACCUGUUCAGUGGAAUCGACUGCACAAAGCAGAGUGUGGAGGUGAACAUGGAGACUGACACUCCAUCUGUGUGCGCACCAAAGGAAUCAGCAUGCUCAGGAAUCAUUAAGUCAGAAUUUGAUCAGGACUUAUGUCUGACGAACAUUGGGAAGGAUCUGCAGCACUACUACACAUUUCUCUCUGCUCAGCCAGACCCUGACCGUUACCUCGCUCCAACAGUUCUGUUCCACCUCAGAGAGUUUAUGGAGAACUGCUUCACAUGGUCUCUGCCAACAGACUCGACAUUAAAGGAGGGUGCUGCAGACCGUCCGAGCACCUACGAUGAAAGACUGAGCCUCUGCAAAGUGCUGAAAGGCUUCCAGCUCCGCAGCAUCACCAUCAACAGAGUGAUCUCAUACAUGAACUCUGGUGAACACACUAAAUGAGCCUCAAGAAGAUAAACAGAACCACUUUACAAAUAACAUAAACUACUGUAACAGUAACAGUACAUUCAAACUAUCUAGAAAACACUUGGGACUCUUUUUUUUAAAGUAAAUAUUUAUUAUUUUAUUUACAUGUUACUAAUAUUUGACAUCAAUAUGGUGUGUUAACGUACUUUUUAUAAAGUGUAUAUUUACAAACUAUAUGCUAUUUA
This is a messenger RNA of Centropristis striata (black sea bass), 812 nucleotides long. RefSeq names its product interleukin-12 subunit alpha-like. The record is from RefSeq and is a predicted model, not a curated record. Gene Ontology annotation, molecular function: growth factor activity; interleukin-12 receptor binding. Gene Ontology annotation, cellular component: extracellular region. Gene Ontology annotation, biological process: immune response. The transcript has 7 exons. NCBI's taxonomy places the organism in Eukaryota, Metazoa, Chordata, Actinopteri, Perciformes, Serranidae. The coding region runs from base 1 to 603 and encodes 200 amino acids.